Messenger RNA from Camellia sinensis, 1371 nucleotides. RefSeq lists its product as uncharacterized. NCBI's taxonomy places the organism in Eukaryota, Viridiplantae, Streptophyta, Magnoliopsida, Ericales, Theaceae. The record is from RefSeq and is a predicted model, not a curated record.
AUGGAUAAGACAUGGAUGUAUCGAUCAAGAUUAAGUGAUGCAUACCAGAAAGGAGUUGACAUGUUUCUCAAUUUUGCAUUUACUAAUGCAAGUUAUGAGGAUAAGAUCAUAUGUCCAUGCAUCAAGUGUGGACUUACACUUCCCGUCACUCAAUCAGUUGCAUAUGAUCACUUAGUAUGUGAUGGCUUCACAAAGGGUUACACUAAAUGGGUUUUACAUGGUGAAGCAUCAUCUAUUGCUACAACAAGUCUUAAUACACACAUGUUGAAUAGGCCACAAUUAAAUAUUGAUACACAUGGUUUAGUACACGAGACAUUUGGAAUCUCAAAUGACGAUGACAGAGUCGAUGGAGACAACCCUGAAGAUCUGGGAGAUAAACCAAAUCCACAAGCAGAGAAGUUCUACAAGUUAAUAAAUGAUAGACAAAAAGAGCUUUAUCCACAAUGUAGGAAUUUUACAAAGCUCUCAUUUAUCCUUCGGUUAUUUCAUAUCAAGAAUUUAGGCAGAUGGAGUAAUAAUUCGUUCACUAUGUUAUUAGAGUUAUUGAAGGAGGCAUUCCCAGAGGGUGUAACACUGCCUAAUACUGUUUAUAAAGUUGAGCAGAUAGUUAUGGAGUUAGGACUUAGUUAUGAGAAAAUUCAUGCAUGUCCCAAUGAUUGCAUGUUGUAUAGGAAUGAGCACAAAACUGAUUAUGAAUGUUAUGUUUGCCAUAUAUCUAGGUAUGUAACAAACCAAAAUGAUUCAAGCAACGAGGCAUCCUCUAAAAAAGGCAGCUAUAAAACACCUUCUAAGGUUCUACAUUACUUUUCUUUGAUACCAAGGCUACAAGGGUCAUUCAUGUCAUCUAAAACAGCAUUAUCUAUGAAGUGGCAUAAAGAAGGUCGCACUAAUGAUGGUUGUAUGAGACAUCCUGCCGAUUCUCCAGCUUGGAUGACUUUUGACCGCCUACAUCCUGAUUUCACAGCAGAUUAUAGAAACGUCAGACUUGGUUUGGCAUGUGAUGGUGUGAACCCUUUCAGAACAUUGAGCAGCACGUAUAGCACCUGGCCUGUAAUUCUUAUACCAUAUAAUUUGCCUCCAUGGAUGUGUAUGAAGCAGACCAAUUUUUUAUUAUCAUUGAUUAUCCUUGAUUGUAGUGCACCUGAAAAUAAUAUUGAUGUGUAUUUGCAACCUUUAAUAGAUGAAUUAAAGGAAUUAUGGGUGGAUGAAGUAGAGACAUAUGAUGCAUCAAUUAAACAAAAUUUCCAAUUGUGUGCAGCAUUAAUGUGGACUAUCAGCGACUUCCCUGCUUAUGCUUAUUUGUCAAGGUGGAGUACUAAGGGAAGUAUGCAUGCCCUUCAUACCACAAAGACACAUGCUUCCAGUGGUUAA